Ilyonectria robusta is the source of this 1050-nucleotide messenger RNA. RefSeq lists its product as uncharacterized. The transcript is spliced from 2 exons. NCBI's taxonomy places the organism in Eukaryota, Fungi, Ascomycota, Sordariomycetes, Hypocreales, Nectriaceae. Gene Ontology annotation, molecular function: protein binding. The coding region runs from base 1 to 1050 and encodes 349 amino acids. The record is from RefSeq and is a predicted model, not a curated record.
AUGUCUCGCCAUGUGAGGGCCCGGCAGAUGUGCAACCAGCUGCUGAGUUCCAGCUCAGCAUCACCAUCGGCGGCACUCACAUUGUCAAGUUUACACGCUGUUCGCUCAGGGCAGCUCAUUUCUCACGAAACUUGUCAAACUCGUUCAUACGCUGCGCCGCGUACGCCGCGUGCACCGCGUGCGCCAAAGGUGGGGCCAUCAUUUGUCGAGGUCUACAAUCUUGAAGGCAUCACGCUGCAGACAUUUGAGGACGUGAUCAAGAUGUCUGGCUUGUUCGACAGUCUGCCCCCAGCGCAGUACUAUGAGGUUGCACGGAGAUUUGCCGAGGCGAUUCAGAAGGGCUCAUCUCCCUGGAGUGUUAGGCUAGCAGGACAAAAUGCCAUUUCCGCCCGCGUCUUGUAUGAUGUCGGCUGUAUCAUGAGACACAUCAGGGAGCCUAGAAGCUCGCAAUCAUUUGCCGUUGCAAUGUGGGCAUCCGCCACAGACAUGGGUCACCGUCCUGCCACCCUUUCCCUAGCCAGGCAACUCAUCCAUUCGCACGCCUGGGGCCAAAAGUUGCAAUUGAGAAAGGUCGAAACCCGGUUCAAGCAGUUGGUCUCCGAAGGGAAGGACCCCAAUGCCCUGACGGUUGAGGGCGAGAUGCUUUACGAGCUUGGGAAGCACGACGCCGCGGCCAAGAUCCUAAAACGGGCUCUCCUUCUCGACGGGGAGGAUUUUGAAUGGAAGUCCCAGUGCCAACUGUACCUUGGGAAGGCAUACGUGAAGCUUCAACGGCCUGCAGAAGCGAAAGAGGCAUUCCAGGCGAUACCGAGUUCUGGUUCCUCGGAGGCGGACGUUGAGCUUGGUCAACUGCUGCGGUCCAGCGACGUGGAGAAGGCAGAACAGCAUCUCUACGCCGCAGCCAUCAAUGGAAGACCGGAAAUGUUCCGCCAUCUCUCAGAGAUCGCCUUCGACAAUCAGACCAGAGCCACUGAUAAACAGACUAUGAAAGACCAUCAACUCUGGGCGAUGGAGUGGUCCCGCUUAGCGGACCCAAAGGAGCAAUUUUGA